AAAGUGUGAGUCAGUUUCCUUCCUGUGGACUGUAGAGGACACAAAUGUUAGACUGUGUGUGUGUGUGUGUGUGUGUGUGUGUGUGUGUGUGUGUUUUCGUUCCUCUCAGACUGACUUCACAUCAGAAGAAUGGAGGAAGAGGAGCACAGAGCCGAGUCUCCGGUGUCCAGCUGUCUGUCCACGAGGAGUGACUUUUCCAAAGAUGAACCUGGACUCUCAGACACAAAAGAGAGGAAGAGGAGUCAUGUUUCUGUGGAGGAGCAGCCGUCCUGCUGUGUUUUGUGUCAGGACGUCCUGAAGGAUCCAGUCUCUACCAGCUGUGGACACUGGCUCUGCAGACAGUGCAUCGCCUCAUACUGGGACCAGUCUGCUUCAUCAGGAGAGUCCUCCUGUCCCCAGUGUGGAAAAAGAUCCAGAACAAGACCUGGACUGCAGACAGCCAGUCAGACCUGCACUGUGCAAACAGAUAGUGAUCUUCAGGAGGUUUCAGAUGAACAUAAGAUCAGUCUGAGGAGGAGAUGUGAAUGUGUGACUGAAGGAAGUGAUGAACCAGGAAGUGGAACCCUCCUCAACAGGAUCUACACUGAGCUCUACAUCACAGAGGGACAGAGUGAAGAGGUUAAUACCCAACAUGAGGUGAGGCAGCUUGAGACAACUUCCAAGACAAAGACCCUCCAUGAGACUCCAAUCAAGUGCCAGGACAUCUUUAAAGCCUUACCUGACCAGCAGAGACACAUCAGAGUCGUUCUGACGAACGGCGUCGCUGGCGUUGGAAAAACCUUCUCAGUGCAGAAGUUCAGUCUGGACUGGGCAGAGGGCUUGGAAAACCAAGACGUCAGCCUGGUGGUUCUGCUUUCGUUCAGGGAGCUGAACUUGAUCAGAGAUGAGCAGUACAGUCUUCUGACGCUGCUCCAUGUUUUCCAUCCAACAUUACAGAAGGUGACAGCAGAGAAGCUCGCUGUCUGUAAGCUUUUGUUCAUCUUUGACGGCCUGGAUGAAAGCAGACUUUCACUGGAUUUCCACAACAAUGAGGUUUUGUCUGAUGUCUCGCAGAAGUCAUCAGUCAACGUGCUGUUGACAAACCUCAUCAAGGGGAAGCUGCUUCCCACGGCUCUCGUCUGGAUCACUUCCAGACCCGCGGCGGCCAAUCAGAUCCCUCCUGCAUGUGUUGACAGGGUAACAGAAGUACGAGGCUUCACUGAUGCCCAGAAGGAGGAGUACUUCAGGAGGAGAUUCAGUGAUGAAGAUCUGUCCAGCAGAAUCAUCUCACACAUCAAGACCUCCAGGAGCCUCCACAUCAUGUGUCAAAUCCCAGUCUUCUGCUGGAUCACUGCUACAGUUCUGGACCACAUGUUGACUACAGACCAGAGAGGAGAGCUGCCCAAGACCCUGACUGACAUGUACUCCCACUUCCUGCUGGUUCAGACAAAGAGGAAGAAGCAGAAGUAUGAUGAGGGACAUGAGACGAGUCCACAGGAGCUGAUGGAGGCUGAAAGGGAAGUCCUUCUGAAGCUGGGGAGGCUGGCCUUUGAACAUCUGGAGAAAGGAAACAUCAUGUUCUACCAAGAAGACCUGGAGCAGUGUGGUCUUGAUGUCACUGAGGCCUCUGUGUACUCUGGAGUUUGUACAGAGAUCUUCAAAAGAGAGUGCGUGAUCUUCCAGAAAACAGUUUACUGCUUCGUUCAUCUGAGCGUUCAGGAGUUUCUGGCUGCAGUCUACAUGUUCCACUGUUACACCAGCAGGAACACAAAAGUACUGAAGGGUUUCCUGGGAAAAAAACACAUUAAUUCAACCCUUGAUGUCUUCCUGAUGGGAGCCAUGGUGACAUCCCUGAAGAUGAAAAAUGGCCACCUUGACCUGUUUGUUCGCUUCCUUCAUGGCCUCUCUUUGGAGUCCAACCAGAGACUGUUUGGAGGCCUGCUGGGUCAACCAGACAACCAUCCAGAGAUCAUCCAAAGAAUCAUCCACAACCUGAAGGAGAAGAGGACCAGUGUCUCUCCUGACAGAUGCAUCAACAUCUUCCACUGUCUGAUGGAGAUGAACGACCGCUCAGUACAUCAGGAGAUCCAAGAGUUCCUGAAGUCAGAGAACAGAAAAGAAAAGAAACUCUCUCUGAUCCACUGCUCAGCUCUGGCCUACAUGCUGCAGAUGUCAGAGGAGGUUGUGGAUGAGUUGGACGUGAAUAAGUACAAAACGUCAGAAAAGGGACGACAGAGACUGAUUCCAGCUGUGAGGAACUGCAGAAAAGCUCUACUUUCCGGACUCUCAGAGACUCACUGUGAAAUCGUGGUCUCAGCUCUGAAGUCCAACCCUUCCCAUCUGAGAAAACUGAACCUGAAUAACAACUACCUAAUGGAUUCAGGAUUGACCCUUCUGUCUGCUGGACUGGAGAGUCCAAACUGCAGACUGGAGACUCUGAGCUUGAGUCACUGCAGGUUCUCAGAGAUCGGCUGUGCUUCUCUGGCCUCAGCUCUGAAGUCCAACCCCUCCCAUCUGACAGAACUGGACCUGAGCUACAACACGCUGAAGGAUUCGGGAAUGAAGCUGCUGUGUGAUUUUCUGGAGAGUCCAGACUGUAGACUGCAGACUCUGAGGUUGAGGUUCUGCAGUUUGUCAGAGGUCAGCUGUGGUUCUCUGGCCUCAGCUCUGAAGUCCAACCCCUCCCAUCUGACAGAACUGGAGCUGACUAACAACAAUCUGUAUGACUCAGGCGUGAAGCUGCUGUCUGCUGGACUGGAGAGACCAGACUGUAGACUGGAGACUCUGCACUUGAGGUACUGCGGCUUGACAGACGUCAGCUGUGCUUCUUUGGUCUCAGCUCUGAAGUCCAACCCCUCCCAUCUGACAGAACUGGACAUGAGUAACAACAGUCUGCAGGAGUCAGGAGUGAAGCUGCUGUCUGAUCUGGUGGAGAGUCCAGACUGUAGACUGAAGACUCUGAGAUGGGAUCCAUAUAGGUAUUGAUGAAGAGGAUGUGCGUUCGUGCUGGGAGCCGAUCAGCUGCGUCCUGAUGAUCCAGAGAGGUUGAAGCAGCGGCAGCAGCUUGUGGGUGGAGAGGCUCUGACUGGGCCAUGUUACUGGGAGGUAGAGUGGAGAGGAGAGCUUUGUUUCUGUUGCAGCGCCACCCUGUGCAUCGAUGGAGUGUUGCAGUUUAUUUCCACAUAUUUCUAAUUAACACUUUCAGUUGAUAUUACAUGUAUAUACUGUAUUUACCUCUCUGAAGUUGUGGUUUUUUACACCAGUAUCAGACUUUUCUCGUACUCUGACAGAUUUGUUCGUAACAAACAAAGAAGUAAAUAAAACCUGAAUAAAUUCUGGGUUCAGGCUUCACUUCAGUUUCUCAGAUGACUACAAACAGAUUAUGUCUGGAUUUUGGCGGAAAGUUAGCUCAUAAUAUUUCCUUUUGGAUAUCAUUUAUGUAAAAAUUAUGUUUGAUGAUUAUUAAUGUGUAAAAAUCUGAAUUGAUUAACUAUAGAUAGAUUAUUGCCGUUAUAUAUUAAUGAUGUUUAUGAAUUGAUGAGACAUCAAAAUAAUCCUGAUCUGUUUUCGUUGGAAAAUCAAUAAAUCAUGUUUCUGAGGCCGAAUGAAGAAGCAAAGGAUUGAACAGACACCAGAGGAGCUCUGUGGAAAUAACUGAUGGGGUUUGUAUUAUGCUGCAGAAAUCUGCAGGGCUGGACAGGAUGAACUAAGAUUACAUGUGAUCAGUGGUUUAGCACAGAAAUCAAACAUUAAUGCAUCUACCUGAAUCAACAACAGAACACAUGAAUGUACAGUCGUUCCUCUCGGACUCGUCUUCAUUAGACUCACAAGACACAGAGACAUAAGACAAAGAUGAAGAGACGUCCGACUCCUACACAGAUUAUUAUUAUUAUUAUAUCAUGUUAUAAAUAGUUUAGACUAAAGCUAAAACUUCAGUUCCUAUUUGUCACUCUUGCAGCUUGAUGAUCAGUAAUGAGAAUCUUAAGAUAUUGAUGCAUUAAAAACUUCAGGCUUUACUCUGAUGCAUCGUUUCAUUCACCGUCUUCAUGCUGCAGCGCUUUGUUUGGAGUCAAACUGACACAGUGGAUUUGCUGCACAUGAGGAGAUCAUGCAUGAAGUUUUUAAACUAAAGUGUUGGACAUCAUAUUUCCUGCUGCAUCAGUGGGUCACAGUUUUAUGUGGGACCCUGCGAGUUUCAUCCUCAGAAACAUUGUUGAAGCUGGUUUCACCUCCUGCUGGAGCUGCUUUCUUCCACCAGGUGUCACCAUUUUCCCGUGUUUUCACAGCGGUUUGACUGGACUGCUGAUGUGAGCUCUUUCUCUCUGACUGCUGCAGACUGAUCAUAGUUUAGU
Messenger RNA from Chelmon rostratus (copperband butterflyfish), 4331 nucleotides. RefSeq names its product NACHT, LRR and PYD domains-containing protein 3-like. The record is from RefSeq and is a predicted model, not a curated record. Bases 130 to 2964 code for a protein of 944 amino acids. The transcript is spliced from 10 exons. NCBI's taxonomy places the organism in Eukaryota, Metazoa, Chordata, Actinopteri, Chaetodontiformes, Chaetodontidae. Gene Ontology annotation, molecular function: protein binding.